AGCACGCGCACGGCGCGUCCAGGGUAGCGCACGGUCUCUCCUCGCUCGGAGCUCGAUGGCGGCGUCGGGUGCGGAGACGACGAGGCCCAAAGCGACGCCAUCGGCGCCGCUCCUUUCUCUGGAGCCGGAGCGGCAGCGCGAGUUCCAGGACCAGGUGCAGCGCGUGCGCAAGGCGACCGCUAAGAAUGAGAAGCUGAAGCCUGGUGUUAUAUAUUUGGGUCAUAUUCCAAAAGGUCUUCAUGAACCACAGCUCAGAGAAUACUUUAGUCAGUUUGGGACAGUCACAAGGCUUCGACUUUCAAGGAGUAAAAAGACCGGAGGCAGUAAAGGUUAUGCAUUUCUGGAAUUUGAGUGUGAUGAGGUUGCUAAGAUCGUCGCAGACACCAUGAACAACUAUCUCUUUGGUGAACGACUUCUGAAAUGCCAGUUUAUGCCACCUGAAAAAGUGCAUGACAAUCUCUUCAAAGGCUGUGACAAAGUAUUCAGGAAGCCAUCCUAUCCAGCAGUGAAGCGCUAUAAUCGGAGGCGAACAACCAAAGAGAAAGCUAAGAUGACACAGCGAUUGUUGAAGAAGGAAAGGCUGCUACGGAAAAGACUGGCAGAAAAGGGAAUAGAUUACGAUUUUCCUGGCUUUGCUGCUCAGAUACCUCUAACAAAGAUGAAGAAGCUUUCACAAUCAGACUCCAGCAUGAAUGUGUCUGUGAGCAGUGAGGAUCUUACUCCAGUGUGUACACCAACAGUGCUUGAACGCAGAAAAUCUGAGCCAGAAGACAAUGAAGACAAAGAAAUAAGUUUCAAACUACCACCUGCAAGUAAAAAGAUUGCUGGGCGAAAAGCCAAAACAGCAAAGUUGCAGAGAAAAACAACUGGCAAGAAACAGAAAAUUAAAACUUAAGCAUUCCUUUACCCAAAGACACUUUGAACAUUUUGGAUUUUCCAGCAGCUCUGCUUUUUCAAGAGGGAAAGUCUUACGAGGUUUCACUACACGGUUACCAUCACUUUGCUAUCAAAUACGUAUCUCAUCAGAAAACAAGCCACAAUUCCAGUACUGCAAGAAGAACUAUUUUUGAGGGCUGUCACUUUGGAAGUAUUUUUGCCUUAUACAAAAAAAGCUGAAUUGUGCUACAGAUGUCUUCAGAAAAAAGUUGCGCAAUGAGUAAACCUGAUCGUGGAAUAGGAUGUUGCAACACAGAAUGUUGUGGAAUUCUUAAUCUUUUCUUUAGCUAUAACUUAAAUUCAAAAUAAAUUUUAAAUGAACAUGGA
Messenger RNA from Varanus komodoensis (Komodo dragon), 1263 nucleotides. It is a transcript of the gene NIFK, whose product is annotated as nucleolar protein interacting with the FHA domain of MKI67. Gene Ontology annotation, biological process: maturation of LSU-rRNA from tricistronic rRNA transcript (SSU-rRNA, 5.8S rRNA, LSU-rRNA). NCBI's taxonomy places the organism in Eukaryota, Metazoa, Chordata, Lepidosauria, Squamata, Varanidae. The record is from RefSeq and is a predicted model, not a curated record. The coding region runs from base 56 to 895 and encodes 279 amino acids. Gene Ontology annotation, cellular component: nucleolus. Gene Ontology annotation, molecular function: RNA binding. The transcript is spliced from 6 exons.